Messenger RNA from Penicillium argentinense, 2346 nucleotides. Its product is annotated as E3 ubiquitin-protein ligase. The transcript has a single exon. Lineage: Eukaryota; Fungi; Ascomycota; Eurotiomycetes; Eurotiales; Aspergillaceae. The coding region runs from base 1 to 2346 and encodes 781 amino acids. The record is from RefSeq and is a predicted model, not a curated record.
AUGGUGCUCUCGCUGCCCGUCCCCAGCUUCGUCCGAGCCUCCUCCACUCCCCCGCGCCCCGCCGACGCCGACGCGCCCGCACCGCAAUCCCGCCGCCGCCGCGGAUCAGCGGCCGGUUCCUCCUCCAGUUCCUCGUCCAACCGCAGCCUCUGGAGAUCAUCUACAAGUGGUGUGCCAGAUGCGACGGCCUCCUCGCCAAGUAACCAGCCCAUCAUCUUAGAAGCGUUGCGGAAUAAUCCGUUCGGGAGCACGUCGCGGUCUCGCUCGAUACAGCUGUCGAUACAGGAAGUGGAAGAGCAGAAACGAGAGCAGGAGGAACUGAAUGCUUCGCUCGAGACGCUGGCGCGGAUCUUCCCGGAUGUGAGGAUCGAGGUCUUUCGCGAGUUGUUGGUACGGUUUGAUGGUCAGAGUCGGCUGCAGGUUUGCGUCGAACAGCUGCUUCGUCAUAAGAAGGAAUGGGUUUCUGGUCGUUGGAAUAUCCCUGAUGGCCAACAACAGUAUGGGAAGGAUGGCAAGGCUGGUGAAAGACCUGCUUAUCACAGUGUGGCCGCGGAGAAUCUAGUCCCUCCCGAGGAACGAUUUCGAUCUGAUGAAUACAAGGCUGCUGUGCGGAUGGCGCUGUCGAAGGAAUUCAGCAGCCUCAGCAAGAGCACUCUUGAUGCUGUACUGGCUGAAGUGAAUUUCAGUUAUGUGCGAGCAAGACCAACGCUACGGGAUCUAUCGCGCCGGACAUGGAGGGCUACCUUUAACAGCAUCUUUCCGUCGUUCAAGCGCAAGAAAGAUAAGGACGAGCACCCGUUUGUGACCUGGUAUCGACACGCAGGUGGUGAUAUUGUUCCCCGGCUCAAAGAAACAGGAUGUGCCGAGCUUAAUGGCGAGAUCCACGCGAUGUUUGUUGCGCCUGUUCUGUUGCAACAUCGUGAGGAGCAAGAGUCGGGCGAUUUCCGAAUCGCCUCCGAACUGAAUGAGAAGGAGGCGCAGGCGGCCGAUGCCCUUUAUGAAUGUGAAUGCUGUUUUGCAGACGUGACGUUUGAGCAAAUCGCAACGUGCUCGGCCAAUACCCAUAUCAUUUGCUAUACCUGCAUCCAGCGAACUAUAUCCGAAGCGCUUUUUGGGCAAGGUUGGGGCAAGUCAGUUGACUUGGAGCACUCGACGCUGAAAUGCAUUGCUCCCUUGUCUGUCGGCGCCUGCGAGGGAUGUCUUCAUCCGGAAAUUGUGCGUCAGGCUGUCCUACUGGAUACAGCUGGUCCUGAGACAUAUCGCAAAUUCGAAGAUAGAUUGGCUUCCGAUACCCUGAUAAAAUCACAAUUGAAGCUCAUUCGAUGUCCGUUCUGCUCCUACGCCGAAGCGGAUCCCGUCUAUCAUCCUUCGUCCCGUGGCAUUGUCUGGCGUGUCCGUCGGGAUGGAGGCAUUCUUUCGAGCGUUCUGAUGACCAUUCUCAUCCUUGACCUUAUUCCUUUUCUCCUGCCGAUUCUCUUGGUCUUGAUGAUUGUGGUCCCGACGUACCCUAACACCGUUUUCAACAAUGCCCUCCGCCACCUCUGCUUCAAGCUCCGACCCAAGAGAUUUACAUGCGCGCAUCCAUCUUGUCAGCGGGUUAGCUGCAUGACCUGCGAAAAGCCCUGGCAAGACCCACACGUCUGCCACGAACCACUCCUCCUCGACCUCCGCGCGACAGUCGAAGCCGCACGCACGGCAGCAGUGAAACGAACGUGUCCACGCUGCGGCCUCUCCUUCGUCAAAUCUUCCGGCUGCAACAAGCUAACCUGCGUCUGCGGAUACUCAAUGUGCUACCUAUGCCGAAAGGCACUAGGACCACAGAUCCGCGGAGUGGAAGCAGAUCGGCCCAGACGACCCCGUCUACAAGCCCUCGACGGACCCGCCGACGACGGAGACGAAAGAGACGCAGAAAAUUCCUCCGAAGACGAAUUCGAAGAACCAGAAGGCUACAAGCAUUUCUGCGAGCACUUCCGCAUAAACCCUGGCUCCAGCUGCACAGAAUGCAGCAAAUGCGACCUCUACCAAGCCGAAGAUGAAGAAGCCGUUGCCCGCCGUGCAGGCGAGAAGGCCGAGCGCGAAUGGAUCAUUCGUCAGGGUGAGUCGGCAGACAGUACCUCCGCCUCUGCCCUCGGACUCCGCAAUGUCAAUCAGGACUUGUCGGCUGGUGCGAACGGGAAUUCAGUCGCCCGCCGAGCCUCGAAUGCAUUGUGGGACCUGCAGUUGACCCAUGGGAAGCCUUGGAGUUAUUGGCUGGGUGACGUUUGGUCGGAGGGACGGUGGAAAUUGGAAGCGCAGGUUUUGGUGAAUUGGGUUGUUGAGCAGGUUCUUGUUAUUGACGAGAUUUGA